Messenger RNA from Exophiala aquamarina CBS 119918, 1689 nucleotides. RefSeq lists its product as uncharacterized. The record is from RefSeq and is a predicted model, not a curated record. The coding region runs from base 1 to 1689 and encodes 562 amino acids. The transcript has a single exon. Lineage: Eukaryota; Fungi; Ascomycota; Eurotiomycetes; Chaetothyriales; Herpotrichiellaceae. Gene Ontology annotation, molecular function: mannosyltransferase activity.
AUGGACGUAGUCGAGAAGGGAAUUACUCGUGUGCUAACGGCAGCUAUGCGACCGCUACAGACUUACUCCGUCUUCUACCGUAGAAUAUCCUUGAGACACCGGCGUAGCAUAAGGACUUUGAUAUUGGCUGGCGUCUUUCUGGCCGGCUUCCGAGCACUGAUCCUAGUCCUGCUCCAGGUGCGUCAUACGUCCAACCAACCUGAACUGCCACUGACAUCUUCACAGGGACGUCAUCCUGACAAACAGCCACCCUAUGCGCAGUAUGAUCUUACACAAUUCGAGCCUCUGAACAUUACCGGAUUCAUGAAUGAUGGGCAUUCAGGAAAGCGCCCCUGCGACGACCUCAGACGAGAGAGCGGCUUGAAAGUUCAAAAAAGUUGGUUCCUACAAGAUGACAUGGUACACAUUGCUCGACUGCUGAACGACCAUCCCAUGGUCGAUUACUCUCGACAGGAUGGAACCCUGACAUUUGAAGAGGUGGUUUCUCAGACGUGGACAAGGUUUUGUGGAUCAAGCGUCUGGCUACAGAAACAUCAAGUUUUCCUGACUGUCACACGAGUCAUCUUCUACACCGAAGAUAGAAAGCAAUGGCCAAUUGUUAGUUUCCUUCGAGGUCAAGUCUACGACAGGAACUGGAAUGAGUUGAGAGAUCAUACCUUGCGUUGGCAGGGUCGGAAUAUCGUUUUUCCUAUCCUGUUCCCCAUUUCAUUCCCAUAUCUGGAGGGCCACCGUUUCUUUGGUCCCGAAGACCCAAGGGUACUCAUCGACGAAGGAAUUGAAGAUCCUGAACCUCUAAUUGUUUUCAACAUGAUCUACAAAACAGAUCCAUGGACAAGGGGCAUGCAUGUUUUUAGACCUUUCACAAAUAUCUCUACUGUUUUGACCAUUAAUGGGGACGCAGAAAGGGCCGAGGCGGAGAAGAAUUGGGCUCCGUUCUUCUUGGAUGAAGCGAAAGAUCCUGUGAAAGGGGGCAAGGGGCAGCCAAACGAGUAUCUGCAUUUCAUUUACAGAUUCAAUCCCUUGACCGUACUCAAGUGCAAGAUAGCCAACGGACUUUGCGAUCUCGUUUAUGAGCAGGAAAUUGCUACAUACUUACCUGGAAGCCACGACGAUGAUCAUGGGCGGAUGACUGGCGGCACAAAUUUAGUGCCUUUGCCGAUCAAGUCAAAACUUGGAGCGAGCUUAUAUCUUGGGUUUCCUAGAUCUCAUGUGGAUGUAGGAUGCAAUGGGGAAAGCCUCUACAGACCCGCCCUCAUGAUUCUAAGUGAGUAUAAAGGGCAUUUUCAUGUUGAAUACAUGUCAGAUUCGAUUGAUUUUGGAUCGGCAGCGUUUUCGGAAGAAGCUUUCCUCGACCCUUGCGGAGAAGGCCGGAUUUUGAUCGCUAACAGCAUUGCGAAAUGGGAUCGCUCGCAUGGGCAGGAUACACUCACACUAUCGCUUUCCGUCGCGGACGCAACUGUCCAGGUGCUACAGCUCCAAGGUCUAUUUGGUGUUAUUGAGCGGCUGUAUGCCGAAGAUGACUCGCCCAUCGAUAUGGCUCACCGGUUGCAGCUCAGUGUGCUCGGCAGAUGGUCUGAUGCAGCGAACCAUGUGCUCGGGUGCUCAAUAGAGGCCGCUACGAACUAUUCAACAGCGUUCUACGUAUCUGGCUUCUACAAACUGCAAGAAGCCAUCGCGAAUGGGUACUGA